ACAUGUUAGAAGCGACUGUUUGUUUUAACGAUCCAAAUUAGUAGUGUGUAAUUUGGUGUAGUUGUUGCCACGUGUUUGUUACUGGCAUUUUGAUAGAAGUUGGAAUCAUGUCUUCUCCGAAUAACGAUAAGCAGGAUGCGAAGCCUAUUAGUCCUCCUACACUUUUCCUUGGGAUAGUGAAGCAAGUUUUAACGGGCGACACUAUCGUAAUUCGUGACAGGCCAGUGAACGGUCCUCCUCCUGAACGAACUAUUGUCCUUUCUAAUAUAUCGUGCGGCCGUAUCGCUCGUAAACCUACAGUGGGUAAUCCCUCAGGCAUUCCGGAAGAUCCAUUCGCAUGGGAGGCGAGAGAAUUCGCUCGUUCCCUACUGAUAGGGAAAGAGGUUUGCUACUCUGUUGAAACAGAACUGCCUUCCGGUCGUAAAUAUGGAUGCGUCUACCUAGGUAAAAGCACAAGUGGUGAUAAUGUUGCAUUGGCACUAGUUGAACAGGGUCUAGCUGAAGUGAGGAGGCUAAAUCCAACAUUGGCUGACAAGAAUAAAGUAUAUCAACAACUUUUGGCUGCUCAAGAGCAAGCCAAAUCACUUGGUAAAGGUCGCUGGUCUUCUGAACCAGCUCUAAUAAGAUCGAUCCUCUGGUCGGUUGAAGAUACACGAGCUUUCUUCGAAAAGUACAAAAAUCAGCCCCUAAAAGCUAUUGUUGAAAAUGUCCGUGAUGGUUGUUCUGUUCAAGCAUUCAUUCUUCCCGAGUCUCUUCAAGAAGGUCCAAAUACCUUUGUAUUACUAACAGUUGCAAUGUCUGGUAUAAAAUCUCCUUCAAUACGUUAUGAAGAUGGAAAAAUGGUCGCUGAACCAUGGGGUCAUGAUGCACUAUUCUUCGUCGAAUCCAGACUACUUCAAAGAGAUAUUACCAUUGUGAUUGAAUCUGUAUUCAAUCAGAACUUCGUCGGCAGCAUAAUCCAUCCCAACGGAAAUAUUGCAGAGUUGUUGUUGCGGCAAGGUCUCGCUAGAUGUAUCGAUUGGAAUCUUAGCUUGGUCAGUGUACCAGGUGCAGCUGAUGCAUACAGAGCGGCAGAGAAAUUCGCAAAAGAAAGGCGAUUACGUCUGUGGGAAGAUUACCAACCUGUUCAAGCAACAGAACAACAAGUUGAAACUGUACGGACAAUCGUCCCAGGGAAAACUUUCAGUGGAAUUAUAUGCGAAGUUGGUAAUGGUGAUAACGUUUCUGUCAAAUGUGCAGAUGGUGUACAUAAAUUCUUCUUAUCCAGCAUAAGAGCUCCUAGACCUCAGGCUACUGGAAAAGAUGAGGAGCCAGCACCAGCUCAACGUGCUCGUAUUCGUCCACUUUAUGAUAUACCAUAUGUGUUUGAAGCCAGAGAAGUUCUUCGUCAGUAUAUCGGAAAGCCUGUUACCGUACAUGUCGAUUACAUUCAACCGAAAACUCCAAACACUGUUGACGAACGUAUUUGUGCUACAGUUCAAACUGAAAAUACAAAUCUUGCAUUAGAUUUGGUAUCAAAAGGUUUGGCUUCCGUUAUUCGUUAUCGCAAUGCAAACGAUUCCCGCACCGCUUUUUACGCUGACCUUCUUGGUGCUGAAGAAAUUGCUCAAUCAAAGGGACUAGGAAUGUAUAGCAAACAAGACCCUCCAGUUCAUCGUAUUGCAGAUCUUACAGGUAACGUUGCCAAAUCACGCCAGUUUUUAUCCUUUUUACAACGUGCUGAACGAUUGGAUGGUCUAGUUGAAUUCGUAUUCGGUGCAAGUAGAUUUCGUGUUUAUAUACCUCGAGAAACUUGUAUUAUCACCCUUUUACUGAGUGGUAUUCAGUGCCCACGUAGAGGAAGAGUUGGUCCUGAUGGCUCGGCUUUACCCGACAUGCCAUUCAGUAAUGAAGCUUAUGCAUUCGCAAAAGACUUAUGUAUGCAACGUGAUGUUGAGAUCAGAGUGGAAACGAUUGAUAGAGUGGGAAAUUUUGUCGGAUGGAUUUUCCUAGACUCUCCGUCAUCUUCAACUAGCAAUACAAACGGACCAGAGGUGGCGAAUAAGUCUUCAGGAAAGAAGAAAAAGAAGCCAACUGAAGUUGUCAAUGCUAAGCCAAAAACAAAUCUCAGUGUUCUGCUGAUAUCUCAAGGCUAUGGUACUGUUCACCGUGCACCUGCAACUGAAAGAUCACCGUACUAUCAAGAUCUGAUGAAAGCAGAAGAAGAUGCUAAAGCCGCUCGAUGUGGUUUAUGGUCAUCUGAUGAAUUUGUCAAAGAAUGGGAAGCUGAAAUCAAAAAUUCUGAUUUCGCUGCAGCCAAUGCAGCUGAUGAUGGCAAUUUCGUACCCUUAAGUGGUGUUUCAGAAUAUUUGGAUGACUUAUCAGGACUACAAAUUAAUGAUGAUAGUGCUUCCAAAGGUGUAAAUAAUGAAGCUACUAAGGUAUCGUGGAAGGCAGCCCAAGUGACAGGAAUUUCCAAACCCCCUUCUGGUAGUCAAGGCCUACGAUUUUUUGCUCAACAUUUGUCGGAUGCAGCAACUUUAAUCAAAAUUAGUCAAGCUCUAAAUAGUCAAUCCUUCCCGUCAUUCCCACCUGAAAGUUAUCCUAAAAAGGGUAGUCUUUGUAUUGCCUGCUUCAGUUUAGAUAAUUGCUGGUAUAGAGCACGCGUUAUUCGAAGUUCGCCUAAAUCUAUAGCAGUCCAGUUCAUUGACUUUGGUAAUGAAGAAGUGAUCGAGGCGGCUGAAUAUUCAUCACGGCUUUCUCCGCUUCCAUCUGGUUCACUGAUGCAACUUCCUCCACAGGUUAAAGAAUAUCGGUUAGCCUUUGUGCAGUUACCACCGGAUGCUGCAGAUCGUACAUUCGCUGAACGUGCCUUCUGUGAUCUUGUUGAGAACAAAGAGGUAAAACUAGCUGUCCAGUACGAUUCAGUACCUUGUGGAAAUGAAUCAAUUAAACCUGUCCCAGCGGUAACAUUGCUACUUCCAACUGUCGAUGUUAAUUCCUCUGGAUCAUCUUGUCCAACUGAUUUGGACAUAAGUGAAUCAUUACUGUCCAAUGGUCUAGUGUGUGUUGAACCUAUUCAACCUCAAUUGCUUAAAAGACUACCUCAUAAUCUACUACACAAAUACUUGGAUGCACAAGCUUCAGCUAAGAAGGAGCGUAAAAAUAUCUGGCGUUAUGGAGAUUUCCGUGCAGAUGUUGAUCAACCAUAAUAUUAAUAAUAAUAAUAAUA
This is a messenger RNA of Trichobilharzia szidati, 3211 nucleotides long. The record is from the annotation of a GenBank genome assembly. NCBI's taxonomy places the organism in Eukaryota, Metazoa, Platyhelminthes, Trematoda, Strigeidida, Schistosomatidae.